AUGAGAACAACGCUGACACUGGACGACGAUGUUGCCGACUCCCUGAAAGAGCGCGUACGCCUCUUGGACGUUUCUUUCAAACAGGUAGUCAACGAUACACUACGCCGUGGUCUAUCGCCGGCAGGGAACGACACUACGAGCCCCAAGUACAGGGUUCUACCAAAUCACAGUGGCCUUGUUCCCAGCGUCGACCCCUUGAAGCUCAAUCAGCUCAACGAUCAGAUCGAAGCCGAGACCUUUGCUGGGCAGGACACGAGGGAGUUCUACCCCAAGCCGUUCCUGUCCAUUUCCGACAAUCGCUCGAUGCUGCAGGACACUGUCCUCCGACUGGACGGAGUCGACAAGGUCGCGGACCCGAUAGUCGUGUGCAACGAGGAACACAGGCGGACCCAUUAUCUCCGACGUGCCCAGUUCCAGCGCGCGGUUGCGGUCGCGGCGGAACUUGCUGGACAUGACUACAUUGUGACCUUCGGAAUCACCCCGAGCUUCCCAAGCGUAGGGUACGGCUACAUUCGCAGGGGAGACGAGUUCUUUAACGGUUUCAGGUCCGAGUCGGCCGUCGCCUACGAGCUUGGCGAGUUCGUCGAAAAGCCCGACCUGGACACCGCCCGUUCGAUGCUUCUCACUGAGGAGUACCUGUGGAACAGCGGAAUGUUCGUCCUCCCCACGUCGGCGUGGCUGGAAGAGAUCGAGCGAUUCAGACCUGACAUCGCCGAUGCCUGCCGAAGAGCCCACGCCAAUGGCACGCGUGACGGCCUCUUCUUCAGGCCGAACGCUGAGACGUUCGCGGCAUGUCCCCCCGACACCAUCGACUACGCUGUAAUGGAGAGGAUCGUGGGUUCCGACAGCCAUCGCCGCACGCUGGUUGUUCCCAUCGACGCCGGAUGGUCGGACGUGGGGUCAUGGGCCGCGAUCAUGGACGUCAGUGACAAGGACGAAAACGGCAACGUUGUCCGGGGUGACGUCUAUACGUAUGAGAUGCGGAACUCCAUGAUCUUCGGACAUCACCGGCUGGUUGCAGCGGUUGGCCUCGAAGACGUUAUCAUCGUAGAGACGCCGGACGCGGUACUUGCUGCGGACCGGAACAGGGUUGAGACCAUGGGGCUGGCUACGAGACAUGCGCACGCCGGCGACCGUCGUUUUCCUCAGGUCAAACGGAUCACAGUAAAUCCUGGGCAGGCGCUCUCGCUGCAGAUGCACCACCACCGGUCCGAGCACUGGGUCGUGGUAAGCGGCACCGCGAAGAUUGUCAAGGACGACGGAGAGUCGCUUCUUUUCGAGAACGAGUCAGCCUACGUGAAAGUCGGAGAGACGCACAGGUUGGAGAACCCGGGCACCAUCCCCCUUGAGAUAAUUGAAGUGCAGUCAUGCAGCUAUCUCGGCGAAGACGACAUAGUCCGGUUCGACGACCGGUACAACCGCAAAUGA
This is a messenger RNA of Geodia barretti, 1428 nucleotides long. The record is from the annotation of a GenBank genome assembly. Lineage: Eukaryota; Metazoa; Porifera; Demospongiae; Tetractinellida; Geodiidae.